Messenger RNA from Puma concolor (puma), 1047 nucleotides. NCBI's taxonomy places the organism in Eukaryota, Metazoa, Chordata, Mammalia, Carnivora, Felidae. The record is from RefSeq and is a predicted model, not a curated record.
AUGGACACACAGACUAUACUGCUCAUCUUGCAAGCCUCACUGGUGCUCCCCCUGGCUGACGGGGCCAACCCAGUCCUGCGCUUUGUGGCUGUGGGUGACUGGGGAGGAGUCCCCAAUGCCCCGUUCUACACAGCCCGGGAAAUGGCCAAUGCCAAGGAGAUUGCCAGGACCGUGCAGAUCCUAGGCACAGACUUCAUCCUGUCCCUGGGGGACAAUUUCUACUUCACUGGCGUGCAGGACGCCAACGACAAGAGGUUUCGGGAGACCUUCGAGGACGUGUUCUCUGCCUCCUCCCUCCGCAACGUGCCCUGGUACGUGCUGGCUGGCAACCACGACCACCUGGGGAACGUCUCCGCGCAGAUCGCCUACUCCAGGAUCUCUCAGCGCUGGAACUUCCCCAGCCCUUACUACCGGCUGCGCUUCAAAGUCCCACGGUCCAAUGUGUCUGUGGCCAUCUUCAUGCUGGACACGGUGACACUGUGCGGCAACUCGGACGACUUCCUCAGCCAGCAGCCCGAGAGGCCCCGUGACGUGGCGCUGGCCCGCACGCAGCUGUCCUGGCUCAAGAAGCAGCUGGCGGCGGCCAAGGAGGACUAUGUGCUGGUGGCCGGCCACUACCCCGUGUGGUCCAUCGCCGAGCACGGGCCCACCCGCUGCCUGGUCAAGCAGCUGAUGCCGCUGCUGGCCACAUACAAGGUCACCGCCUACCUGUGCGGCCAUGACCACAACCUGCAGUACCUCCAGGACGAGAACGGCGUGGGCUACGUGCUGAGCGGGGCCGGAAACUUCAUGGACCCCUCGAGGAAGCAUAUGCGCAAGGUCCCCAACGGCUACCUGCGCUUCCACUACGGGGCCGAGGACUCGCUGGGGGGCUUUGCCUACGUGGAGAUCAGCCCCAAAGAGAUGAGCGUCACUUACAUCGAAGCCUCGGGCAAGUCUCUCUUCAAGACCAGACUGCCGAGGCGAGCCAGAUCUCUCUGGAUGACUUUCUACAGCUUCUACAUCAGCACCUGCUUCAACUUCCACUGUGAUGGGCUGGAGAUGUAA